Molecule: messenger RNA, 5037 nt
Organism: Loxodonta africana (African savanna elephant)
Lineage: Eukaryota; Metazoa; Chordata; Mammalia; Proboscidea; Elephantidae
Product: natural killer cells antigen CD94-like
Exons: 6
Coding region: 296-823 (175 amino acids)
Biological process (GO): positive regulation of natural killer cell mediated cytotoxicity; stimulatory C-type lectin receptor signaling pathway
Cellular component (GO): plasma membrane; external side of plasma membrane
Molecular function (GO): transmembrane signaling receptor activity
Source: RefSeq, a predicted model, not a curated record
UCUGCUAAUCAAAGGGUUUCUAUUGCAAAAAUACAGUGAGAAUUUCCUGUAUUGUGAUAUCCGGAACAUUUUAGAAGCUGGUAGUUUUACUGCUUCUUGGUCAGUACUACACAUAUGUGGCUCACCAAUAGAUGAUUCAGGAACAUCCUGUAAAUACACAUUUGUUUCUUUUAAAUUACUUCGCGCACAGCUUUCGGAUUCCUUUGCUUCCAGCCCAGCUCUGUGAUCGAGCACCACUCUUCCCCAACAAGCACACCUCGGGCCUUCCCUGCAUCCACCUGGGACAUCACCUCUCAUGGCAGCUUUUCAGAACAAUUUAUGGAGCCUGAUUUCUGGAACUUUGGCAGUAGUGUGCCUUUUGUUGAUGGCUACUUUGGGAGUUUUAUUGAAAAAUUCAUUUGCCACAGAAAGCAUUCAGCCAACACCCUCUCCAGGAUCUACCAUAGAACCCCAGGAAGGCUGUGGCUGCUGUCCUUGCAAAGAGAAGUGGAUUGGGUACCGAUGCAAUUGUUACUUCUUUUCCAAUGAAGAAAAAACUUGGGCAGAAAGUAGGGAUUUCUGUGCUUCUCACAAUUCCAGUCUACUUCGGCUGGAAAGCAAAGAUGAAUUUAACUCUAGGAUCUCCGAUGGACGUUAUUACUGGAUUGGACUCACUUAUAACAAAAGACGUGGUGCGUGGCUGUGGGAGGACGGCUCUGCUCUCUCCCGGGAUCUAUUUCCAUUGUUUUCACCUCUAAAUCCACAGAAUUGCAUAUUGUAUGAUAGCGAUACUAUUUGGGAUGAAGAUUGUGGGAAGAAACAUGGUUUUAUCUGUAAGCAAUAACUUACUGAAGUGUUUCUUGGGGCCGGGGAACAAUGCGGGUUCAGGUUUACCUUUUAUCUCAUAUUAUUACUAAUUAUCUACUUCUUAGGUCCAUAAAUUUUUUGAUUUUUUGUCUUAUACAAUUUGUAUGUAUUUGAAUCCACGUGUUUUAAAAUUGAUUAAAUUUCUGUACUGAUACUUGAAUUUAUUAAGCAUAGAGAUAAACAAUGUUAUGAAUAUUUAGAUUUUAUGUGUUUAAUAUUAAAUGUAUUGUAGUUUCAUGCAUCUUUUCUGGCAAAUUAUCUCUGCACAAAUAUUUAAGUAAAAUUUACAACACCAAAUAAUAUAUAUCAACAUAAUUUCAGUGCUUCAUGUCCUUGUUGUUGUUGUCAGGUUCCGUCGAGUCGAUUCCGACUCAUAGCGACCCUAUGCACAACAGAAGGAAACACUGCCCAGUCCUGCGCCAUCCUUACAAUAGUUCUUAUGCUUAAGCUCAUUGUUGCAGCCACUGUGUCAAUCCACCUCAUUGAGGGUCUUCGUCUUUUCCGCUGACACUGUACUCUGCCAAGCAUGAUGUCCUUCUCCAGGGACUGAUCCCUCCUAACAACAUGUCCAAAUUAUGUAAGAUGCAGUCCCUCCAUCCUUGCUUCUAAGGAGCAUUCUGGCUGUACUUCUUCUAAGACAGAUCUGUUUGUUCUUUUGGCAGUCCAUGGGAUACUCAAUUAUCUUCGCCAACACCACAAUUCAAAGGCGUCAAUUCUUCUUCGGUCUUCCUUAUUCAUUGUCCAGCUUUCACAUGCAUAUGAUGUGAUUGAAAAUACCAUGGCUCGGGUCAGGCACACCUAAGUCUUCAAGGUGACCUCUUUGCUCUUCAACACUUUAAAGAGGUCCUUUGCAGCAGAUUUACCCAAUGCAAUGCGUCUCUUGAUUUCUUGGCUGCUGCUUCCAUGGCUCUUGAUUGUGGAUCCAAGGAAAAUGAAAUCCUUGAAAACUUCAAUCUUUUCUCCGUUUAUCAUAAUGUUGCUCAUUGGUCCAGUUGUGAGGACUUUUGUUUUCUUUAUGUUGAGGUGCAAUCCAUACUGAAGGCUGUGGUCUUUGAUCUUCAUUAGUAAGCGCUUCAAGUCCUCUUCACUUUCAGCAAGCAAGGUUGUGUCAUCUGCAUAACCUAGGUUGUUAAUGAGUCUUCCUCCAAUCCUGAUGCCCUGUUCAUCUUCAUAUAGUCCAGCUUUUCAUACUAUUUGCUCAGCAUACUCAUUGAAUAAUUAUUUUGAAAGAAUGCAACUCUGACACACACCUUUCCUGACUUUAAUCCACUCGUUACCAACUUGUUCUGUCCGAACAACUGCCUUUUCAUCUAUGUAAAGGUUCCUCAUGAGCACAAUUAAGUGUUCUGGAAUUCCCAUUCUUCGCAAUGUUAUCCAUAAUUUGCUAUGAUCCACACAGUUGAAUGGCUUUGCAUAGUCAAUAAAACACAAGUAAACAUUCUUCUGGUAGUAUCUGCUUUCAGCCAGGAUCCAUCUGACAUCAAUGAUAUCCCUGCUUCCACGUCCUCUUCUGAAACCGGCCUGAAUUUCUGGCAGUUUCCUGUCGAUAUACUGCUGCAACUGUUUUUGGAUGAUCUUCAGCAAAAUUUUUCUUGCGUGUGAUAUUAAUGAUAUUGUUCUAUAAUUUCCACAUUUGGUUGGAUCACCUUUCUUGGGAAUAGGCCUAAAUAUGGAUCUCUUCCAGUCAGUUGGCCAGGAAGCUAUCUUCUCUAUUUCUUGGCAUAGACAAGUUAGCACCUCCAGCACUGCAUCUGUUUGUUGAAACAUCUCAAUUGAUAUUCCAUCAGUUCCUGGGGCCUUGUUUUUCACCAAUGCCUUCAGAGCAGCUUGGACUUCUUCCUUCAGUACCAUAGGUUCCUGAUCAUAUGCCACCUCUUGAAAUGGUUAAACAUUGACUAAUUCUUCUUGGUAUAAUGACUCUGUAUAGUCCUUCCAUCUUCCUUUGAUACUCCUGCGUUGUUUUAUAUUUUCCCCAUGGAAUCUUUCACUAUUGCAAGUCGAGGCUUGAAUUUUUUGUUCAGUUCUUUCAGCUUGAGAAAUGCUGAGCGUGUUCUUCCCUUUUGGUUUUCCAUCUCCAGCUCUUUGUACAUGUCAUUACAACACUUUACUUUGUCUUCUCGAGAGGGCCUCUGAAAUCUUCAGUUCUUUUACUUCAUCAUUCCCUCCUUUUGCUUUAGCUGCUCGAUGCUCAAUAGCAAGUUUCAGAAUCUCCUCUGACAUCCAUCUUGGUUUUUCUUUGUUUCCUGUCUUUUCAGUGACCUCUUGCUUUUUUCAUGUAUGAUGUCCUUGAUGUCAUUCCACAACUUGUCUGGUCUUUGGUCACCAAUGUUCAAUGAAUCAAAUUUAUUCUUCAGAUGGUCUCUAAAUUCAGGUGGGAUGUACUCAGGUUCAUAUUUUGACUCUCGUGGACUUGCUCUGAUGUUCUUCAGUUUCAGCUUGAACUUGCAUAUGAACAAUUGAUGGUCUGUUCCACAGUUGGCCUAUGGCCUUGUUCCGACGGAUAAUAUUGAGCUUUCUCAUGGUUUCUUUCCACAGAUGUAGUCAAUUUGAUUUUUGUGUGUCCAUCUGACAAAGUCCAGGUGUAUAGUUGCCGUUUAUAUUGGUGAAAGAAGGUAUUUGCAAUGAAGAAAUCGUUGAUCUUGCGAAAUUCUAUCAUUUGACCUCAAGCAUUGUUUCUAUCACUAAGGGCAUAUUUUCCAGCUACUCAUCCUUCUUGACAUCCUUAUUUGCUUUAGAGUUUUAUAUUUAAGUGGAAACAAUCAAUAUCUAAUAAUUGAUCUCAAUAUAUAAAGAAUCAAGUUGUCUUAGUCAUCCAGUGCUGCUAUAACAGAAAUACCACAAGUGGAUGGCUUUAACAAAGAGAGGAUUAUCUCUCAAGUCUACAAAGAGAGAAGUCUGAAUUCAGUGUGCCAGCUCCAGGCAAAAGGUUUCUCUCUUUGUUGGUUCUGGAGGAAGGUCCUUGUGUGCAGUCUUGACUUGGUCUGGAAGCAUCUCAGCACAAGAACCUCAGGUCCAAAGGACACUCUCUGCUCCUGGCGGUGAUUUCUUGGUGGUAUGAGAUCAAUCCCCAUGGCUCUCUGGUAGUUUCUUUCCUUUAUAACUCAAAAGAGAUUGGUUUAAGAUACUAUCUAACCUUCUAGAUCCCAUUAACAUAUCUGCCACUAAUCCAUCUCACUAACAUCAUAGUCGUAGGAUUUACAACGUAUAGGGAAAUCACAUCAGAUGACAAAAUGGUAGAGAAUCAUAUAGUAGUGGGAAGCGGGACCUAGGGAAGUUGACAGAUAUUUUGGGGGGACACAAUUCAAUCCAUGAUACAAGGAGAGGAAAAAACAUUAAAUUUUAUUUAUUAAAGACUAAAUAAAAUAGGGCUACAAUACUGAAUUCUUCGUGCUCUUCUAUGAUGAUUCACUUAGGAAAAACGCACACAAAUUGUCUGAUGAAAGAUGCAGAUUUUAAAAUGCUUGACCUUUGACUAGAGAAAUUACAUAUCACACUUUCUGAAUAUUUAAAAUCUUCUGGUUUUAUUGUUCAUGUAUUUUUAAAGUAAUACACUUUUAGCUCGACUAAAAACCAAAUCAAUAGUAUAGAGGCAUAUAAUGAAAAUCAAGUUCCAUGUCUCAAGUGUACCAUCUCCCUGUCCUCCUCCCAUGGGGCGCUGUUUCUUGGUUUGAUUUUGCUGUUUAUAGUGGUUUUCUCUGUAAGAGCAAGAGAAAUCUACCUGUUUAUAUUUAGCCACAUCCAAGUAUAGGUUCAAGGUUGUUCUCUUUCAUGUCAUUACUCUCUCAGGUGUUUUAAGCCACAUCUGAGAGCUCACAGACAUUUAUUACAGUUCCAAGAAGAGGGGGCAACAGAAGGUGUUCAAUACGAUGGGAGAUGUCUACUUUUAGAGGGUAAUUCAUAUCAAAAAUUAUCUCCACUGGAAGAAAAAAAUUCUCCUUGCCCUCCAAUAACAAUUGAGAUGUUUCUUCAGCUACUAUAACACUUCAGGGCACUGAUAACAGAAGGUGUUGACUUGAAUGUAGAUAUUGGUCAUCCAAGGGAGAGUAUCUUUCUCAUAGCAUGAUCACAUUAUAUUAGAUGCACUCAAUUCAUGCUCACUUGACUGCUUUCUCUCAUCUUUUACAGUCUUUAGUAAGGGGGGGAAGAAGCAUUUUUUUUUAUUGGCAGGGCUUUCUCUCAGCCUUUUUUUUU